Messenger RNA from Lampris incognitus (smalleye Pacific opah), 3079 nucleotides. RefSeq names its product E3 ubiquitin-protein ligase CHIP-like. The record is from RefSeq and is a predicted model, not a curated record. The transcript has 8 exons. Gene Ontology annotation, cellular component: cytoplasm; Z disc. The coding region runs from base 209 to 1081 and encodes 290 amino acids. Lineage: Eukaryota; Metazoa; Chordata; Actinopteri; Lampriformes; Lampridae. Gene Ontology annotation, biological process: protein quality control for misfolded or incompletely synthesized proteins; positive regulation of proteolysis; proteasome-mediated ubiquitin-dependent protein catabolic process. Gene Ontology annotation, molecular function: protein-folding chaperone binding; ubiquitin protein ligase activity.
GAAGGGGCGGUGUCAUCACGUCGAUCAAAACAUCCGUCAGCUUGGCAAGAGCAAACGCGACAAUUAAAGCAAAGCUAGACAGCUGUAUUGUCAUUAAACGAACCGUCCGCAAGCUCAUUUACCACCCUCGUCGUUCAACAUUCACGGCAAGAUAGGGAAACAAGGCACGGAGGCAGCUGCCGAUGGUGCAGCGAGCCUGGUAGAUGAGAUGGCAGAGAGCCCCGAGAAAAGUAUCUCCGUCUCAGCACAAGAGCUGAAGGAGCAGGGCAACCGUCUUUUUCUGAGCCGCAAGUACCUGGAGGCUGCAGCCUGCUACAGUAAAGCCAUCAACCACAGUCCAUCUGUACCAGCGUACUACACAAACCGAGCGCUGUGCUUUGUGAAGCUUCAGCAGCACGACAAAGCUCUGGCAGACUGCAGGCAUGCGCUGGAGCUAGACAGCCAGUCGGUCAAGGCCCACUUCUUCAUGGGCCAGUGUCACUUGGAAAUGGAGAACUAUGACGAAGCCAUAGGCAACCUGCAGAAAGCCUAUAACCUAGCAAAAGAACAGCGGCUAAACUUUGGUGACGACAUUCCCAGCGCACUCCGAAUAGCCAAGAAGAAGCGCUGGAACAGCAUGGAAGACAAGCGAAUCAACCAGGAAAACGAGCUGCAUGCCUAUCUCACCAAACUUAUCCUUGCUGAAAAAGAAAGGGAGCUGGAGAGCUGCAGACAGAAGCAAGAGGACAAGUCAGAAGACAGCAGAAGUCAACACAACCUCGCCAAGAUCCAGUCAAAACAUGAUAAAUACCUUUCAGACAUGGAGGAGCUGUUCUGUCAAGUAGAUGAGAAAAGGAAGAAACGUGAGAUCCCAGACUACCUGUGUGGAAAGAUCAGCUUUGAGUUGAUGAGAGAGCCUUGCAUCACACCCAGUGGAAUCACUUAUGACCGCAAAGACAUUGAGGAGCACCUUCAGCGAGUUGGCCAUUUUGAUCCAGUGACACGCACCCCGUUGACGCAAGAUCAACUUAUUCCCAAUCUGGCAAUGAAGGAAGUUAUCGAUGCUUUCAUCUUGGAGAACGGCUGGGUAGAAGACUAUUAAAACAAUGGCAUAAGGAAGUUGAAUGUAAAAAGGAGGGAUGUUAUUAUGAAAAAAGAUUAUUGGAAUGUGGAACAAGACGUAGCUGUUUCCAAUCAUCUCUGUCUCGGCCGGUCACACGAUGGACUUCACUUUACUUUUCUCUCUCCAUUUAUCCCAGUCAAAGGAAGUUGAAUCAGUUCAUCUGGACACAGCAUUUAUUGACCAAUAAAUUUCAUCCCUCAUCUAAGUGGCCUCUUCAGUCUCAACUGACUGCAGGUGUCCCCACCCUUAUAAACAAUACAGUUGCGUAACGACCGAAACCAACAACCAGUUUGAUGUGCAAGUAUUAGUUUCAACAGCCAUGUGUACUAUUCACAGAGGAUUUGAGAAUGUUUGCAAUCACUGCAUUGUGAGAUGGCGACAGAUGUACUCUUGGGACCCCCCCCCGGUUCAGGGAUGGUCGUUCCCUCUUCACAUAGAUGGCCUCUUUGACUCCCUGUUCAACCCAUUCAUCCCAACAUUUAUCCUAAUCACUUUCUAUUUUCCAGGGCCAGUUGGUUGAGCUUUUCACCCAGAUCAAGCAUGGUGUCUUUUUGAAUUUUCCUAAUCCAGUGGUGGGAUUGGGAAUACAAGUUUCAAAUGUUAAAAACAAUUCUUUCUUUCAAAUGCCACCAAAGAAUUUGCAAGCUUUGGUGGGUUGUCUGAAUUUGGGCUGAUUAGUCCAACCGUUUAAUGUGGAGUUAGUUAGACUGCAUGUCUCCGGAAAGUAAUCAAUAUGCUUUAAUUAUUUGAUGUGUUACUGAGUAGGGCAUAAAAAGGGUUUUGGUGUAAGCCUAUCCAUAUGCCAAACAUGCCUGGCAAAAGCUUGGACCAAAAAAAAAUGUCUUGCAUGCUAUCUCGACCUCAGUUCAGUGAUUUGACGAGGAAGCAACUAGUUGCAUUUGACAAACAGGUUUGCGGCUUGGAAAUUGGAUCCGUUUGUCACUAAAAUGACCCGAGAUACAAUUUAGGAACCUUGAAAAAAGCAACAACAAUCAGACAACUGCUGAAAAGAAAUCAGAUUUGUGGAAGUCAGUGUUAAAAGUUGCACCUGCUAAAUAACCGCGAUGGUGGCUCACAAGGGCAAGCGACGGCUUUUCAUCUUCUGUGUUCGUAGUCCUGCUGUGGUUACUGGAUGAUGUUACACAAUAAUGCUGUAAACUACGUUCCACCUUCACAGCCAAGAAGAUGUGUUAAUGUUGCUGUACUGCUAUUUUAGCCCUUGGUUUGUUUCCCCAAUCCCUUGGACUGAAGAGUGUAAUCCAUGUCGGUUGUCAUGCUGUUACAUUUUGAGAUUACUUUGAAAAUGUGGGACAGUCAUCUCUCAUAUCCAAACAAUCCCGUGGAUUUUACCUUUAAUCCAGUUUUGCCUGCUACCAGACUUUUUCCUUUUUAAAUCAGGCUUAAUAAUGCUCCAUGUGUUGAGUUUAAACCUGCUUGUCAUUUGUAUACGGGACUUUGCACAUCUUCAUGCAGUAUGGCCUUGUGAGGUUUGCCGUCAUAAAGCUCAACAACAUCAGAAAUUGGGCUUUUUUUCAGUAUGUGCUUUUGAGUUAUGGACCAAUAAUUAAAUUUAGCAUCAACAAUUGCAAGGAUUACCAGUUAUUUAUGCCUUACUAAAUGUCCUUUGAAAAUAUUACCCUGAAUAAGGAGAAAACUUCACAACUGAAUGGUAUUGUUAUUUGAAGUAUUAUUUGAAGGAACAUAUGAUCAUCACAUUAGUACAAUACAGAUAUUCUGUAACACCUUACCAAACCAAAUAUCAUGAUGCCGAGGAGUACUACAAUAUAAAGCCAAGGUUACAGACUUUGCUUCCAUGUAUAACCAUCAAAUCCAAGUUGGUGUCCUGUAUAGUUUGUGAUGCCCUUUGAGUUUUACAGUAAGAUGAGUGAUUGGAGUCACUUCAAGUCAGGGUUCAGUACUGUGGGUAUCUUUUAUAAUCAUACAACCCAAAGAAAAGACCUCUAAGUUAUGUGAAUG